GAAGGUGACGCGCUCUGCAGCCUCUAUUCCACUGUCUGUGCGCGCUCCGGCACCGCUGCCGCACAGCAAUCAGGUGGUAGCUCAACUUGAAGCGAGCGGGCUCUGCGGGAGAAUAUGUGUCGACAAUGGAGAGAAAACGGCAAAUGGUGUCGAUGAGCAGCCCGCACACAGAGACCGGACCAGAUUCGCCGCGAUGAGCACCCCCUUUCCAAAAUCUGAUUCCACGACCUCCUUACUGAAAUCGUCUUCGGCCGCGAGGAGACCGACACACCUCCCCGAGCACACGGCAGAAAGCCGGAGAAGUCAGCACCACCAUCAGCACCACCAUCAGCAUCACAACCAGCGUCCCGCCGCGCUUCUGAGCAGCAGCACCAAAGCCGAGGAAUCCUUCUGGUCGGCCGAGUGCGACGUCAGUGCCCGGAGACCCCUGUGCCAUCCCUCCCUUGUCGGCAGCCAGGACAGUAGUAAUAAUGCAGCCACUCGGGGCAAGUGCAAGUCACAUGCUCCUCACAGCCAAGUUUCCGCUCCGACGGAGCCGAACGGAGAUGCAGGCCGAGGUGUGAGGGAGCGCUCCAGGACAUCAAAACACCGUCACCACCACCGCAGGAAGCACAACCGAGAGGAGCGUCCGGCAGCAGCGGGGCCGGACGAACCCGAGCAUCCCCGUCGCUGUCACACGCACUCCCGCCCGGUCCCCAGGGUGCCCUCUCUGUCGGACAGCAAUGACGACAGGGUUCCCCUCUGCGAGCCGAGGGACCUCAACGGGGCCAGUGCGGCCAACAGCGGCGGUCAAGUCAGCAGUCCAUCCCCGUCCUCUUACUCCCUGGUCCCGCUGUCCAGCAGGUCUUCUCGUCGCUCUCGGAGGUCCAGCGCUGCUUCUUGUGCAUCAGAUAUUAAUUUACGCACCAUCCUCAAUUCACUCUUUGGGCAGGACAGAGAGCUGAGGCCAGAAGAGAUGGAUGAGCUCCGAGAUGCUUUCAAAGAGUUUGACAAAGACAAGGACGGUUUCAUCAGCUGCAAAGAUCUCGGAAACUGCAUGAGGACCAUGGGAUACAUGCCAACUGAAAUGGAGCUGAUAGAACUAAGCCAACAGAUCAACAUGAACUUGGGAGGUCAUGUUGAUUUUGAGGAUUUUGUAGAGCUGAUGGGCCCAAAACUCCUCGCCGAAACUGCGGACAUGAUUGGAAUAAAGGAGCUAAAAGACGCAUUUAGGGAGUUCGACACUAAUGGAGAUGGUGCCAUAAGCACGUCGGAGCUCAGAGAUGCAAUGAGAAAACUGUUGGGACAACAAGUUGGUCUGAAGGAAGUAGAAGACAUCCUAAGGGAUGUGGACUUGAAUGGGGACGGACUUGUUGACUUUGAAGAGUUUGUACGGAUGAUGUCUCGCUGAGAUCAUUAAAAUGAUCGGUCCUGAAUGUGAAGCUACAUCCUUCUCUACACUAGACUAACUACAACAAGACGACAUACUGAGAACUUCUGAGCCAUCCAACUCUGAAUGACACUGGAAAUAAAACUCCUUUGAAUGUUACGGAGUGAAGGCGUCACCUCACGCUUUCAGUCAAUAAGUGUUCUUCCUGAAAAGUCUCCAGUUCAACUGAGGCAGAAUUCGCUGUAGCCUAGCUGAUGAUUACCUAAUUUAUGUUUUGGGUUGUUUUGGUUUUUUUGCACUUUAAUUAACACUAAUAACUUCCUCUGUGGAUAAAUCGCUGGUGUCUUAGUCUUUACGUGGUCUAAUUACGCGUCUCACAAAAUGUCACCUUUGAUGUACAACGGCGUCAGAAUGAGAGGCCGAAUGUUUGUAGAAAAGACGUUAAAGGUCACUGUACUGUUGAAAAUUCCACUAUAUAUUCACCCAGUAUGUGUUAUAUUAGAAACUGUAACCAGAACGACCUUUGUGUGACAUUGGUGCUCCACCAAGGAAACCAUGUGGUGGCAAUAUCCUAACUGUGUAUCCUAACUGUGUGACCAUCUGUGGUUUUUCACUGUGCCGGUUAAAGUCUGAUAAAAUGCACCACUGUGUGACAUGCAGUUCAGUAGACUGAUGAUAAUGAGCUGCUGAAUAUAAAUACUUUUCAUGUAUGUUAUUCACUUGUCUGGGAUGAAGGGCAGAUGAAAUAUUUAUAGAAGAACAAGAUGCACAGCUUUUAAAUCCGUAGAGCCAAACUGACACUAUCCUGCCAAUGUCAAGAUUGUUUUUCUCUUUUAAGAAACACAUUGCCCUGUCUGGGAUUACACAGUAGAAAUAACGUAUGUGAAGCGUAUUUACAGUGGAUGUGACAACGUUGUAAAUGUACUGUCUGUCGGUGUCUCAAUGAUUGUAUUUGUGGUAAUGCUCCACACGUCAGUGCUGUCAAAAGAAAAUUCUAUGCAUGCCAAAGACAUUUAUUACAUUCAGUAUGCACAUUUGCAUACCUGUCUAACAAAGUAAACAAAAUAGCCCGCCAAGUUAACUGUAGAAGAAUAAAAGGUGUUUACAUUUGAGCCCCUUUUAUUGUGGUGAUGUUGCCAAGGAAAAUAUG
Messenger RNA from Pelmatolapia mariae (spotted tilapia), 2519 nucleotides. RefSeq names its product calcium binding protein 1a (gene cabp1a). The coding region runs from base 194 to 1390 and encodes 398 amino acids. NCBI's taxonomy places the organism in Eukaryota, Metazoa, Chordata, Actinopteri, Cichliformes, Cichlidae. Gene Ontology annotation, cellular component: cytoplasm. Gene Ontology annotation, molecular function: calcium channel regulator activity; calcium ion binding. The record is from RefSeq and is a predicted model, not a curated record. Gene Ontology annotation, biological process: regulation of voltage-gated calcium channel activity. The transcript has 7 exons.